Chelmon rostratus (copperband butterflyfish) is the source of this 375-nucleotide messenger RNA. Its product is annotated as histone H2B 1/2-like. Gene Ontology annotation, cellular component: nucleosome. NCBI's taxonomy places the organism in Eukaryota, Metazoa, Chordata, Actinopteri, Chaetodontiformes, Chaetodontidae. Bases 4 to 375 code for a protein of 123 amino acids. The record is from RefSeq and is a predicted model, not a curated record. The transcript has a single exon. Gene Ontology annotation, molecular function: structural constituent of chromatin; DNA binding; protein heterodimerization activity.
AAAAUGCCUGAUCCACCAAAAGCAGGGAAGAAGGGCUCCAAGAAGGCCGUGUCCAAGGCGACAAAGAGCGGCGGCAGGAAGAAGAGGAGGCCCAGGAAGGAGAGCUAUGCCAUCUACGUCUACAAGGUCCUGAAACAGGUCCACCCCGACACCGGCAUCUCCUCCAAGGCAAUGGGCAUCAUGAACUCCUUCGUCAGCGACAUCUUCGAGCGCAUCGCCGGUGAGGCCUCUCGUCUUGCUCACUACAACAAGCGCUCCACCAUCACCUCCAGGGAGAUCCAGACCGCCGUCCGCCUGCUGCUCCCUGGUGAGCUGGCCAAGCACGCUGUGUCUGAGGGCACCAAGGCCGUCACCAAGUACACCAGCUCCAAGUAA